AUGAAAGUACCAUCGUCGCUUGCUAUCGCUGCCGCGUUCGCCGCCUCGUCCGUGGCAGCGCUGGACGCCAAGUUCUACGGCAUCAAUUACGACACCCGUACCACGAUCGACGGUGGGUGCAAGGAUUUCCUCACGAUCGCCGAGGACUUCAAUGUUCUCAGGCGAGUCACCGACUACGUCCGCAUCUACGGGAUGGACUUUAAUUGCUCCAAGAGCGUGCUCGAAGCCGCCCGCGACAAUGCACUCAAGGUCUGGCUCGGCCUAUGGAGCGAGGUCAAAUCGACUGACGCGGUCGACUCAUUCCCGUCGCAAUAUGACGCCUUGAAGAGGCUCGUGAGUGAUGAAUCGUUCAAAAGCGACAAAAUCCUCGGCAUCCAAGUGUCGAGCGAAGCCUUGUACCGGUACUACGUGAAAGGGCCGGGCAACAAGACCGGCAGCAGCGACCGCCACGGCAUCAACACCGUCCUCGGCCACCUCAAAACAGUGCGAAGCCACCUCCGCGACCACAACUUAACGUUCCCCGUCGUGAUCUCCGACAUCAUGGACAUGUACACGAAGUUCCCCGAGUUGUACGACGAGGUGGACGUGGUCGCUGUGAACCAGUUUUCGUUCUGGGAGAACAAGGCGGCGGAAGAAGGCGCGCACUUUACGUUCAAGCGCUUCCAGGAACAAGAGACACGCGCCAAGCGCGCCGGCAAGCUCAUCCUGUUGCACGAAGCUGGCUGGAGCACAGCGGGUGAGCACCCCAUCGUCACCGAGGCUUCUCCCCGGGCCCAAGGCGUGUUCACGCAGGACUUUCUGACCCUGGCGGCGCGCCAGAACCUCAACGCAUUCUACUUUGCCGCGUUCGAUUUGCCGUUCAAUCCGACCGAUAUUGAACGCAACUUUGGCAUUCACUACGCUAACCGCGAGUUGAAGCGAUGGGUGGAGGAAGUCCACGUCGGCCCGCCGCUCGAAGCGGUCCGCCUCAGGGCCGGAGACAACGUGAUCAAGGCGCACCGCUACUGGAACGCCGACGACGACUCGGUCAACGAGAACUUUGGCCGCGUGUAUGCUGCGAAGGCGUCAGUCGAGCUCGAAUCUGUGCUUGGAAUCUUCGAGCGAGAACGACACGCAGACUUGGAAUAUGUUGGGAACAACAAUACGCAGACCCUGGGCACGUCCCCCUGCUCCAACGUGACCAACGAUCAAAAGUGGAGCUUUGUGAACGGCUACAUUGUGAGCCAGAAUGACGCCAAGUUUUGCAUCGACGUGGACGUGCACGGGAGCUGCCAAACGACCCCCAACGGGAACCUCGUUGUCAAAAUGUCCCCGUGUAACGUUACCGAGGAACCGACCAAGCCGAACUACAUGUACCAGGCAGCCCACGAGCCCCUCGAGAUCGGCAUCAAGACGGACGGCGGCGUGCUGACCGAGUUGUCCGGCAAAGUGACGUGGCAAACCAACCGCCGCACUGACAGCCACCAGUGGUUUUACGAUCCCGUCACCCGGAGUAUUAAGAACAGGGCCUCCCUCUUAUGCUUGGACGCGUCCAAGCGCAUGACCGGUGGAGAUGUGCUCUUGCGCCAAUGCAAUGCCGCCAACGUCAACCAGAAGUGGGUCUUGAACGACAUCACGGGCCAGAUCCAUCAUGCAACGCACUUUGGGUUUUGCCUCGGCGCCCCUGACGACGUCGACGGACUUGUGUACUUGUUGUGGUGUGAUAAAAACGAUGCCAACCAACAGUGGAACAUCAAGCCCAUCCGUCUAAAGACGUAG
Molecule: messenger RNA, 1758 nt
Organism: Aphanomyces astaci
Lineage: Eukaryota; Oomycota; Saprolegniomycetes; Saprolegniales; Verrucalvaceae
Exons: 2
Coding region: 1-1758 (585 amino acids)
Source: RefSeq, a predicted model, not a curated record